Hordeum vulgare subsp. vulgare (domesticated barley) is the source of this 914-nucleotide messenger RNA. Its product is annotated as 54S ribosomal protein L37, mitochondrial. Gene Ontology annotation, molecular function: structural constituent of ribosome. Lineage: Eukaryota; Viridiplantae; Streptophyta; Magnoliopsida; Poales; Poaceae. The record is from RefSeq and is a predicted model, not a curated record. The transcript is spliced from 2 exons. Gene Ontology annotation, cellular component: mitochondrial large ribosomal subunit. The coding region runs from base 170 to 559 and encodes 129 amino acids.
AAAAUCUACCGGACGAGCGGAACUCCCUGCUUAAUUUUCCUGUCUCGGUCUCACCCUCCCCCAAACGAAACCCUACUCCUCGGCCCUCAACUUUCCUCUCUCGCGGCAGCGGCAGCGGCGGCGGCGGGACCAAGGGCAGCGGCGCAGCAGCUAAAAUAUCAACCCAGGAAUGGCAAUGUCUUGGACACGAGUAUUGAAGUGUGGAAUUAUUCCAAGAGAUGUAGCUCAAUUGGUUGGGAUAAGAGGCUUUGCAGCUCAGGCCAAGGGAAAGAAGGGCGGAAAAGGUGGUGCGGCUGAUGCUAAACCUGUGCUCAGCAAAGAAAUGAAGAGUACAACUGUGUUUGGGGCAAAUAUCCUGAAGGAGGGUUCUGACCCGAAGAUCCAACCAGAUUCUGAGUACCCUGACUGGCUGUGGCACCUGGUUGACAAGCGUCCUGUGCUGAGCGAGCUGCGGAGGAAAGAUUCCAAGACACUGCCUUAUGAAGACCUGAAGCGUUUCGUCAAGUUGGACAACCGGGCGCGGAUCAAGGAAAACAAUGCUCUCACUGCUAAGAACUGAUCAGGAGAAUCUCAUCUCAUGUAGUGGUUGAAGUAAGCAUAUUGUCUUGUCUUUUGUUACAAGGUUUAUUAGUUGCUUUUUGGUAAUAAUGUAGUGACUUGGAAGUUGCUUGGCUUAGUACAAUGUAGCCUAUGUGACCAGCAUGCUAUUUUUGCCAUGUUCUUUGUAAGAUGUAACUUCUGUAUCUUGCAGCAAAUGCUGUAGCAAGUUUCGCGUGCUUUGCUUGGCUUGGUACACUGUUUAGCCUAGGCGACAAGCAUGUUUGCGUUUCAUGUUAAGAAUUUAAGAUGUAAGUGCCAUGUUUUGCAGCAGGAGUUUUAAUCCUAUCAAUAGAAAGACAGAACUAUCUGAAGUA